CCGAGGCCGCUCCAACUCUCCCCGGCCUCCACGAUCGGCGACCCUCUUCUUCUCCGUCGCACAUGCGCGGGUUCUGGCAUCUUUAUCAUCUGCCAUCCUGCCAUCUAGUUUUAUCGUCAUCUCCACGAGGCGCUGGUUUCAGCGUAAUCGUAAGGGCCUGGCGAUUGGGGCCGGUGUGCUAGGUGCAGGUUACCUGGCCGUUUGCGACGACGUUUCGAGCAAAACUAAACCGACUAAUGUUAUUGAAGCGCUUUCUGUGGAGGAGCUCACUAAGGAGCUACAGAAGAAGCGGGCUGAAAGGCUGGCUUGUAUUAGUGCCGGAGAAGGAACAGGUUCAGAUAUGAGCUCCAUCUCUUCUAGUCUCCCGGAGGAUGACCGCAAGAGUCUCUCUAGUUUUCAGAGUAAGGGUUA
This is a messenger RNA of Penicillium manginii, 411 nucleotides long. RefSeq lists its product as uncharacterized. The coding region runs from base 63 to 182 and encodes 39 amino acids. The record is from RefSeq and is a predicted model, not a curated record. The transcript is spliced from 3 exons. NCBI's taxonomy places the organism in Eukaryota, Fungi, Ascomycota, Eurotiomycetes, Eurotiales, Aspergillaceae.